CUCUUCUCCCGAGUGACGACUGGUCUAUCCCUCAUCUUAAAUAUCCGUCUGACAGAGGGCGGAGCUCGGUGCGGGGUACAUAAAAUUCCUCGCGGUUGUUUUAACCCAGCACUUCGGCCCAAGCCACAUCGGGUUUCGGGUGAGAGGCCGGUAGUGGACUGCACUACCAGUACUACCACCAUGGACAGGAUGGGCCUCAUGUGGGGAUUUCUUCUACUGACAACAGUACUACUGAUGGGACUCUUUCAGGUCGAAUGCAAACAUAGUAGACGUAAGCGAGGUCCGGACAUUGAGGGGUCAAACAGGUUACUUGUCAGGAACACCCGGGAUGGCAAGGAUGAUGCCGUCAACGAGAUUGAAAAGCUGUCAAACAGAACUACGCCAGUGACGCCCACUAUGGUAUUCCUCAACAUCUUGGAUAACUAUGACCAGCGCUUACGGCCUAACUUUAAGGGUCCCCCUGUGCAGGUGUAUUGCUCGGCGUACAUCAACAGCAUCAGUUCCAUCUCCGAGGAGUCAAUGGACUACACAGUAAUGUUGUUUCUUCGCCAAAGAUGGAACGAUCCAAGAUUCGUGUAUCAAGACUACAACGACAGCAUCACACUGUAUGAAAAGGUCCUGGAUAAGAUAUGGGUGCCAGAUAUCUACUUUGUGAACGAGAAAGGAGCGCCGUUUGAAUCGACUAGUGGACAUAGCACCCUGCUUCGAAUACAUCCCAAUGGAGACGUCCUGUACAGUGCUAAAAAAACUAUCUUGUUAGCUUGCCCGAUGAACUUCCAAUUAUUUCCAAUGGACAACCAAGUAUGCAAGAUCAAAAUGGAAAGUUAUGGCCACACCACCAAAGAUAUAGAAAUCUGGUGGUCCAGAGAAGAUGCUGUUCUCAUUAGCGAGGAGAUACAGAUGCCGGACUAUGAUUUGGUUACUUGGAAGAUAAACAACAACUGUGACAGUCACCACACUACAGGUACAUACUCGUGCAUAGAGGCAAAGUUGUUCCUCAUCAGACACAUUGGAUACUACCUUAUUCAACACUACAUACCCAGCAUCUUGAUCGUGGUGCUAUCGUGGUUAUCCUUCUGGAUCAGUCCUGAAAUCGCGCCCGCCCGGGUGGCACUCGGCAUCACCACCGUGCUCACUUCCACCACGCUCACUGCUGUGUCCCGCAGCGCCAUGCCUAGGUUUUCCUACGUUCGAGCCAUAGAUGUUUGGAUGAUGACCUGUGGCCUUUUUAUCUUCUUCGCAUUGGUUGAAUUUGCAGUGGUUCACUUUAUCUUCAAGCGAGAUAAGAAGUUUGCCAUCUCCCGCAAGGCUAGAGAGAUGUCCAAACGAUUGCCGCGUAAGAAGAAGGCAAUUGACAAGAAAGAUGUUGCCUCGGAGGACGAGGUGGACUUCAAGCCCGACAAAGGCAUGUCAUCACCGGAGCCAGACCAGGACAUGGUCGGCGCGGAGGAGAAAACCCACCGCACGCCUGCCGAGAUCAAGGCCCUCUACAUGCGGAGAGCUCGGCGGAUAGACUACUACUCUAGGCUGAUUUUCCCACUACUUUUCACCGUUUUUAACAUUUUGUACUGGUCUGUUUACCUUUCUAUGUACCAUUGAAGGAUUGAACUAUGUCGCUGCCCAAAAUAAUGUUUUUGGUCAUUGACUCAGCAGCCAUGAAAAUUCAACAGACUGCAGCACCUUCAAAAACCGCAUGAGCUACCAAAUUCCAUAAGCAAUAUCCUUCUGAUUUUCGUUACAUAGCAUGAUCACAAUGAUGGCAUAAAAAAUUGUACACAUCAAUGUAAAUAAAUGAGCAUGUACUCCCAUGUAUAAAAAGUGAACCCCCCACCCGUAUCAGGACCGACCCAGUAUAACACGAACAAUAGACAUUAAUUGUACAGAUGGCAUGCAAAAAACGCAAACACUAAUACAGGUAAUCAUAACAAAGCAAACGCGAACUUCUAACAUGGACAUGGUGAAGAAUGUACAAGCAAUCAACGUCCUUCCGUGGAAAUGGAAAAUUUCCACUUGAUACAUAUCAAUACAAAUGGUGUCAAAAGACGUAAUAUUGUACAGGUAAUAAUUAUGAUAAUAUGAAUGCAUUAUCACUACUUUAAAAAUACAAUGUAUGACAUGGGCAGAAUAUCAUAUCGCCUUAACACGGAGAUGAAGUGAUGUGUGAUACAAACAGAUAUUAUAUGUCGUGAAUGUGAAGUUGUAUUUGUGCCUAUCUACUCCGCACCACCUAUGCACUGAUCAUGAAUAUGAUAAGAAUGUAAUAAUGAACAGGGCAUUUUAUCGUUUCCAAUUACGUAAAUGCAGUAUUAAUGUUACUAAUUUUGAUGUCAUCUAUCGAUUUUGGAAUUCCAUAACGCAUUCCUCUGUGAACC
Branchiostoma floridae (Florida lancelet) is the source of this 2372-nucleotide messenger RNA. Its product is annotated as glycine receptor subunit alphaZ1-like. The transcript is spliced from 12 exons. The coding region runs from base 181 to 1599 and encodes 472 amino acids. Gene Ontology annotation, molecular function: neurotransmitter receptor activity; transmembrane signaling receptor activity; chloride channel activity. Lineage: Eukaryota; Metazoa; Chordata; Leptocardii; Amphioxiformes; Branchiostomatidae. Gene Ontology annotation, cellular component: synapse; neuron projection; membrane. The record is from RefSeq and is a predicted model, not a curated record. Gene Ontology annotation, biological process: regulation of membrane potential; chloride transmembrane transport; nervous system process.